This is a messenger RNA of Pipistrellus nathusii (Nathusius's pipistrelle), 1011 nucleotides long. Lineage: Eukaryota; Metazoa; Chordata; Mammalia; Chiroptera; Vespertilionidae. The record is from the annotation of a GenBank genome assembly.
AUGCUGCUGCUGAGGGGCCCCCGCCGCCUGCGCCCGCCCGCGCCCCGCGCCCCGGGCCGGGGGGGCUCGCGGCCGCCGCCGCCGCCGCCGCCGCAGGUUUUGUGUGUGAAGAAGCUGAGUGGAAGGCUGAAAUGCUAUCAAGCACAUUUUUACAGCACAGUGGCGCCACCUGAUGAAGUAACAGUUAGUUACAGACAUGGCCUUCCCUUGAUUACACUCACGUUGCCAUCCAGAAAUGAGCGCUGCCAGUUUGUGGUCAAACCCAUGUUAUCAACAGUUGGUUCGUUUCUUCAGGACAUACAAAAUGAAGAUAAAGGUAUCAAAAAUGCAGCCGUCUUCACCACAGAUGGCACUGAGAUUGCAACUUCAACCUUGAUGGGAUUUUUGCUAAUGAAUGAUUUUAAACUUGUCAUUAAUAAAACAACAUACGAUGUACAAUGCCCCAAGAAAGAAAAACUGAGCAGUGAGCACACUACCGACUUGGAAGAUAUGAAAUCCUUGGUUCACCGGCUGUUCACAGCCUUGCAUUUAGAAGAGUUUCAGAAAAAGAGGGAGCACCAUUUACUGGAGGAAAUUGACCACCUGAAGGGACAGCUGCAGCCCCUCGAACAGAUGAAAGCUAAAAUUGAAGCUCGCUCAGCAGCUAAAACCAGUGGACUCCUGUGGGCUGGAUUGGCGCUGCUGUCCGUUCAGGGUGGGGCUUUGGCCUGGCUCACUUGGUGGGUGUAUUCCUGGGAUAUCAUGGAACCAGUUACAUACUUCAUCACAUUUGCAAAUUCCAUGGUCUUCUUUGCAUACUUUCUAGUGACUCGACAGGAUUAUACUUACUCAGCUAUUAAGAGGAGGCAUUUUCUUCACUUCUUUUAUAAGAAAUCAAAGCAACAGCAUUUUGAUGUGGUGCAAUACAACAAGUUAAAAGAAGAUCUUGCUAAGGCUAAUGAAUCCCUGAGCCGGUUACGCCGCUCUCUCUAUUUGCGAACACAAGUAGAGGAACUCAAUGAAAAGAACUAA